UCUCUGUCUGUGCAGCAGCUCCUCGGAUCUCUCCUUUCUUCUCUCACUUCCUGAUAAUGAUUAUUAGGACACUCUCUCCAUUCAUUGUCCUCUCCGUUGUCUGCUGUUAUGCAGAGGAGGUAAGGAGUAAAAGUAAAGUUUGUGCCAAUGUGUUUUGUGGAGCUGGGAGAGAAUGUGCUGUGACAGAGAAAGGAGAACCAAGCUGUCUGUGUAUUGAGCAAUGUAAACCCCAUAAGCGUCCAGUUUGUGGUAGUAAUGGGAAGACGUACCGUAAUCACUGUGAGCUGCAUCGUGAUGCCUGUCUCACCGGACUCAAAGUUCAGGUUGCCCAUGAUGGACAUUGUGAAGAGAAAACAUUGGAAAAAGUCACCAACAGCCCAAUUGUUUGUUACCUUACGGACCGCAAUGAGUUGAGGAGUCGUGUGAUUGAAUGGCUGCAGUCUGAGGCGGAGCCUGACGGCUGGUUUUCUAAAGGAUCCAACUUCUCAGAUGUCCUCCUCAAAUACUUCCAGAACUAUGAUAAUGGAGAUGCUCAGCUGGAUUCAACAGAAUUCUUGAAGUUCAUUCAACAUAAUGACACUGCAAUAAAUGUCACGUCUCCUUAUGCUGAGGAGGAGAACAACCGCCUACUCAGGAGUCUGUGUGUGGAUGCCCUCAUUGAGCUGUCUGAUGAGAAUGCCGACUGGAAACUGAGCUUUGAUGAGUUCUUGAACUGCCUCAGGCCUGGAUUCAAUCCUCCAGAGAGGAAGUGUGCCUUAGAGGACGAGACGUACGAGGAUGGUGCUGAGACUCAGAUGGAAUGUAACCGCUGCGUUUGUGCCUGCGGGAACUGGGUCUGCACUGCUGUUAUUUGUGAUGGUUCAAAUAAGUUACCUGCACUUGAGGAAAUGGAGGGAAAUGAUCAGGAGAUGACGGAGGAGGAGUGGACUCGGCGAGUGGCCGAACUCAAUAAACAUCAGGAAACCACUAAAGAGGUUUGAGGAGUAAUUCAGGAGGUGGGAUGAACUUUUGCCCAGAUUUCGCCUUCAAUCAACCUGUGUUUGAAUGGAAAGUGAGAAAGUUUCAUUUGUUUAGUUUAUUCUAUUAAUUAUUGAUGUAUUCAAAGGUGUGUUCUCUUCUGGUAUUUUAUAUAGUCUUUUUUUUUUUUGUA
Messenger RNA from Sinocyclocheilus grahami, 1150 nucleotides. RefSeq names its product follistatin-like 1a (gene fstl1a). The transcript is spliced from 11 exons. Lineage: Eukaryota; Metazoa; Chordata; Actinopteri; Cypriniformes; Cyprinidae. The record is from RefSeq and is a predicted model, not a curated record. The coding region runs from base 57 to 980 and encodes 307 amino acids. Gene Ontology annotation, molecular function: protein binding; calcium ion binding. Gene Ontology annotation, cellular component: extracellular region. Gene Ontology annotation, biological process: regulation of BMP signaling pathway; cell differentiation; multicellular organism development.